GUAGAACCAUGUGUGCUGAUGUAACAUUUCACCAUUUUCAAUUAUCACAAUUCAGUAUUAUUGUGUUUAGCAUGCUAUCAAUAGACUCACUUGGGUAAAACUAAACAUGAAAAGGUUAUGAGAACUGACAGAGGAAAAUUCGAGAUAUCUUCCAAAUGUGGAAAGCAGGCAGACAAGUCAGUUCUGGAUACUCAUGACGCACUUGAGAAAUUUUCAUUUCUACCUAAGUCUGACACUUACACUGGUUAACAGGGUUUUAUUCCUCAGCCUUCAAAAGAAGCAAUGGAAACAAGCAAUGGAAGUUCCAGGACAGAUUUCAUCCUUCUGGGGUUUUCUGACCAACCACAGUUAGAACGCAUCAUCUCUGCAGUUGUCUUCAUCUUCUAUGUCGUGACUUUGGUAGGAAACACAACCAUCAUCCUUGUGUCUUAUCUGGAUGCCCAGCUCCAUACUCCCAUGUAUUUCUUCUUAUCCAAUCUGUCUUUUGUGGACCUCUGUUAUACAACUAGCAUUAUCCCCCAGAUGCUGGUAAAUCUAUGGGGUCCAAAGAAAUCUAUUACAUAUGGAGGGUGUGUGCUCCAGUUCUUCUUUGCCCUUGUCUUUGCAGCCACAGAAUGUCUUCUCUUGACUGUGAUGGCCUAUGACCGCUAUGCUGCUGUCUGUCAACCUCUUCACUACACAGUAAUCAUGCACACUCAGCUAUGCCACAGGAUGGUGCUGACUGCCUGGAUGGGUGGUCUUGGCAGUGCCUUAAUUGUUUGUUCCCUGACUUUGAAGUUGCCAAGAUGUGGGCACAGGAAAGUGGAUAAUUUUCUCUGUGAGAUGCCAGCCUUGAUCAAGAUGGCUUGUGUUUAUUCAAAAGUAAUUGAGAUUGUUGUCUUUGUUUUUGGCACAGUACUUCUUCUAGUACCUCUAUCACUAAUUCUCAUCUCCUAUGGAGUCAUCACUCACGUUGUAAUAAGAAUCAGGUCAACCUCAAGGUGGCAAAAGAUCCUCAAUACAUGUGGUUCCCACCUCACAGUCGUAACUCUCUUUUAUGGACCAGCUAUUUAUAUGUACCUGAAGCCACAGCAUAUCACAUAUCAAAAUGAAGGGAAAUUCCUUGCUCUUUUUUACACAAUUGUCACUCCCAGCUUAAACCCUCUGAUCUACACUUUAAGAAACAAAGAUGUUAAAAGUGCAGUAAAGAGACAAUUGGGGAUUGCAAACUGUUAA
Oryctolagus cuniculus (rabbit) is the source of this 1215-nucleotide messenger RNA. Its product is annotated as putative olfactory receptor 2W6. The record is from RefSeq and is a predicted model, not a curated record. Lineage: Eukaryota; Metazoa; Chordata; Mammalia; Lagomorpha; Leporidae. Gene Ontology annotation, molecular function: G protein-coupled receptor activity; olfactory receptor activity. Gene Ontology annotation, biological process: G protein-coupled receptor signaling pathway. Gene Ontology annotation, cellular component: membrane.